AUGACGUUCCUGACGCCGGCCGCACUUCCGCGGCGACUCGCCGCAUCAUCAUUCCGCCGCGCCUACUACGGACUCGGACUCCCCCGCAUCCGUUCCGCGCUCUGCACUGCCCUCGCGCUCCUUCUGUUCUCGCUGGCGCUCCUCCGCGGAGCUCGCCUCUCCCGCCGCCGCUUCCACGAUCCUCUCAACGCCGCCGCGGCGAUGGCGGCGCCUUCGCUAUCCCGCAGAUCUGUGGAUGCCGUCGCUGCCGAUCUAGCCGCCGCCGCGUUCUUGCGCGGCCUCCGCGCGCUGGCGACGUGGGAAGAGGCGGCGGCGGCUGCGGCGCUGCGCGACGUUGAUGGCGAUGGGGACGAGUCGCAGUGGCAACCGCGCCGCCGGCGGCAGGCGCACGAGCAGGAGCGGCGGCCGCCAAAGCAGCAACAGGGUUUUGCAGGGAGGUCGCGGAUACUAACCCGUGUGGCUGCGUUUAACGCGGGUCCUGCUGCUGCAGAUGCAGUUCACCUGGCGAUGUGGGUGGAUCAAGUUCAACUUAACCAAGAUGGCAAGAUGCUGACAGCGCCCCCGUUCCAAAUCCUGCCGGUUUCUGCGCCGGCAGAACCCGCAGGCAACCUAACUUGGGACGAUUUCUACCCGGAUAUUAAUCCCUAUGAUCGUCGCGGCUCCAUCCUCACCUGCCCUGCUGUCCCGCGUGCGGCGUGGGAGGAAGCUAACGGGGGCACUGAUGACGUGGCAGACGUGGCUGACGUGGCAGACGAGGUGGAUGCGGUGGUUGCGGUGGUGCCGUGCCGCCCGGCGAGCGGCUCGUUGGCGAGGGACGUGCGAUGGCAGCAGCUGAUGCUGUCGCUCGCACGAUUCGUCAGUAAGUCCCACCGUCCCUGGCUGCCCCUUGUGAUCGUCUCCCCCUGCCGCCCGCCGCUCAACCUCUUCCACUGCCGCUUCCUCGUGCGCGCACAGCCCUCCACGCCGCAUGCUCCUGCUGCUUCUGGGGCUCCUGCUGCGACGGCAGCUGCUGCUGCUGCGCACACUGCUGCCAGCGGCGGUGGCGGUGAUGGAACGACGGCGAUGACGGGAGACGUGUGGGUAUACAACGUGACGGCACGCGAUGUGCGCGCUGGCAUCCAGCCCGCGGGGUCAUGCGCGCUGGCGCAGCCCACUGCUGAUGCCUCCGCGCGUCUCCCCUCCGCCCCACCACCCCGGUUUGCCUUCGCCACGGUGCUACACAGCAAGGAGGAGUACGUGUGUGGCGCUAUCGUCCUUGCACACGCCCUCCGCUCCCACGGCCUCACGCUUCCCGCCGCUCUUUUCCCCGGCACCACCCACAGUGGCACCAACAGCACCGAUAGCGCCGGCAGCAGCGGCACCGACAGCAGCAGCGCCAUUUCAGGUGGUGUUGGCGAGAAGGCGGGCGCGGGCAGAGCGGAGCAGCAGCAGCAGCAGCAGCAGCAGCAGCAGCAGCAGCAGCAGCAGCAGCAGCAGCAGCAGCAGCAGCAGCAGCAGCAGCGUGCAGCAGAGGCAGAGCUGGUGGUUCUUGUGUCAGCAGAGGUGGGGGCGGAGAGCAGGAGAGGGCUGGAAGCGGCGGGAUGGCGAGUGGUGGAAAUAGAGAGGAUCAAGAGCCCGUGGUCGAGGCCAGGGAGCCACAACGAGUGGAACUUCAGCAAGCUGCGUCUGUGGCAGUUGACCGAAUACGAGCGAAUAGUCUAUCUCGACACAGACGUGCUUCCCCUGCGACCGCUCACACACCUGUUCCUCUACCCCGAGCUUUCUGCUGCUGCCAACGAUGACAACCAUUUCAACUCAGGCCUGCUGGUUCUCGAGCCGGCACACUGCACGUUUGCCUUUCUCCUCGCCAACAUCCCCAACAUUCUGUCCUACAACCACGGGGACCAGGGCUACACCAACAACGCCUUUCCCUGGUGGCACCGCCUCCCAGACCACACAACCAUUCUCAAGCACAAGCCACCGCACACCACCGGUCACACAGGCAACAACCCUAACAGUUCCUACGACGAGGCAGUGGCCAUCCAAAACGCUCUCUUCUCCUCUGAACCUCCCCAGCUGCACGCCAUUCACUACCUCGGGAGAAAGCCCUGGAUGUGCUUUCGCGAUUUCGAUUUUCAACACUUUCUCACCAACAUGACGAACGCCCAGCUUCUCCGCUUUCUCGCGCUCGUGUGGCAGGGAUACCUGCGCCUGUUCCUGCUGCCAGUUUCGGCUGCCAUAGGGACUGCACUGCCAACACUCGUCGCUGCGUUUUCUCUCCGCCAGACACGUGUGUUUGUCCGUGGCGACCGCCUUGACUCUCGCAUGCGUUGGUUUCGUCUCAUCAGCAUCAUGCCGAACGGGAGUUUUUACGAGUACAUGCGCGUUGAUAAGCGCACUUUCACGUACGUGGUGAGGCAAUACCAGCGCAGCCGAUUUGCAACGUGGCAGAACAAAGUGUACAAUUUUGUGCACAUCGCGAUAGCACUUAGCAAGCUGGGGCACGGUCUGACAUUUCGCCAAGUCGGUCUUCAUUUCGGGUACAGCUACUCAUACACCCAGAAACUGUUCAGUCGGUUUUUGAAGUUCAUGGAGACGGUUUUGACCCCACGGUGGGUGUGGUGGCCUGACCGUGAAAUGUUUGAGGUGAUGGAGAGGGAAUUUCGAGCCUUCGCUGGCAUCCCUGGCGUGGUGGGUGCCAUGGACGGCACGUACAUACGCUGUCGUGGGUUUGGGCCCCACCGUGAUGACUUUCGUAACAGGAAGGGGUUUUACUCUAUAAUUUUGCAACUAAUCUGUGACAGCAGUGGUCUCAUUUGGGACUUUUUUGUAGGCUGGCCUGGGAGCGUCAAUGACGCCCGCGUGUUCCAGAACAGCCCAGCUAGAACUAAGAUUGAACAGGGGGGCCUACUGGACUACGUCCUUGUUUACGACGCGGCGUACGGCCUGCGCCAAUAUCUCUACACACCCUACCGUGCUACUACCGGCCGCCACCUGCCUGACGAGCAGCGCGUGUGGAACCUGCAACAAUCGCGUGCACGGAUGGUCGUUGAACAGGUUAACGGCCGCCUGAAGACCAAGUGGAGGCUUCUCGACGGUCGCCUCGAAUGCGACAUCUUCCAUGCGCCGCGCUACAUGGUGGCCUGCGUGACCCUGCACAACAUCGACCUGAUUAUCGGAGCGCGCCCGAGGAUGGAAGAGAUGCCUCGCGAACGGAACCGGUGGUGGGAGCAGGGCCCGGCAGCAGACGCGCCGCACUACCUGCCAAGCUCCGAGGGCUUUACGCUGAUCCGCCGUCGUCAGCGUCUGGCUCUUGGCGUCUGGGGCAUCCGGAGCAGACUGCACCAGCUCUCGGCUGACCUUCCUGUGACUGUGUUCCCCAUCCUGCUAUGCCGUGUGUGUCCGUUCCCGCAGCCGAAGGCCGAGGCCCGCGGACGACGCGGUGCCCGCGCAGCGACAGACCCGCACGCGCGCCGGCUCCCCGUGAGACCGGCGGAGACGCCUCCGCCUGAUUGGUAG
Messenger RNA from Closterium sp. Yama58-4, 3498 nucleotides. Lineage: Eukaryota; Viridiplantae; Streptophyta; Zygnematophyceae; Desmidiales; Closteriaceae. The record is from the annotation of a GenBank genome assembly.